Drosophila serrata is the source of this 2167-nucleotide messenger RNA. It is a transcript of the gene exp, whose product is annotated as expansion. Lineage: Eukaryota; Metazoa; Arthropoda; Insecta; Diptera; Drosophilidae. Gene Ontology annotation, biological process: regulation of DNA-templated transcription. Gene Ontology annotation, molecular function: protein binding. The record is from RefSeq and is a predicted model, not a curated record.
AGCAAAAACAAAAGUAAUUGAGCAGAAAGAGGACAGAGACCCCAGAGAACAGCACACAAGAUGGUGUCACGCCGAAAAAUUCUAUCACGUUCCCGCGACGAUCUUAAUCUUGACCAGACAUUUACCCAGCAGGAGGAGGAGGAGGAUGUCUGGUAUCAGAAGGAUAAACUAUACAAGGAACAUAUUCAGGAAGUGCUGGACAAAUGGACCCAAAUCGACGAUGAGAUCUGGGCCAAAGUGAUCGUCUUCGAGCGGAAUCGGCGCGUGGCAAAGGCAUAUGCACGUGCUCCGGUGCUGACCAUUAACGGAUCCGAUGAUGGCUUCGACGGCAUGCGAAUUGGGCUGUGCGGCUUCGACAAUCCAAUGAGGGACCGGAAGACGGACGAGCUGAAGCGCGUCAUCGGGCAGGGUGUCAAAAUCAAGAUGGACGAUGCUGGCAACAUACUCGUCCGGCGGUACGCCAAGAGCAAUGUCUAUGUGAAGAGCACCGCCAGCAGUCCCAACGAGGAGACCUCCAUCGGUGCCGAGAUCUUAAAGCUACCCAAUCAGGCGCUCGAAUCCGAAAAAAUAGUCAAGCUCUUCGACAUGAAGAAGUUCCAAUCGAAUGUGAACCGCGAGCUGCAGCGUGCCUAUCCGGAUCGCCGGCGAUUGGAGACGCAGUGCCUCUCGACGGUGGCGUUUGUCAAGUCGGAGAACGAUGUCUUGGAGUGCCCCAUAUGGGUGCUCAUUGUCAAUGUGGUGGCCAUGGAUAUGCUGAAGACCAAACUGCCGCCAGUGCAACGUCCCAUUGUGGACAUCAAGAACCGCCCGCGUAUUCCGAUUCCCGACGAGGAUCCCUACAGCGUGGCGGGCAAUGGCAGCGGUGGCAGUUCUGGCAGCUCUGGCUUUGGCAGUGGCCACCAGGCCCAACUGCAUCCUCAGCAGCAGCUGGGCAAGCACAUGAAUGGCAAUGGAGGCGGACAUGUGGCUGCCACGCGGGAACAGCUACUUCUACAGACGCAACAACUGGCCCAUAAGCGCAGUGAGAAGCCUCCAAAGCUACCGCCAAGGGAUAAUGUCUAUUCACAUGAUCUGAUUCCAAAGCCGGAUUACGAUGACAUUGAUCUGGAAACUCGCAUCAAACUGUCGCGAGGCAAAUCGGACAAGGGCAAAGAUAACAAGAAAUAUGAUGAUCCCUACUAUUGCGGCCUGAGGGCUCGAGUGCCGAACUUUGUCAAGUCCGGAAAGCCAGCCAGCGCCAAGGAUCAGCGCGAUGGCAAUGGGAACACCAUCAGCAACGGCGGCGGAGGCAUGAGCACGCUCAGCCAGAAGAAGACCUCGAUGAUCCACAACCAUCUGGCGGGCAUGCAUCCGCAUCACAUUCAGCAGCAUCAGCAGCAGCAACUUAUGGCCGCGGCGGCGGCUGCGCAUGCGGCGCAGCAUCAUCAGCAGCAGCAGCACCAUCAGAUCUGGCAGACGCGCAGCUAUGAGAGCGGCAUAGACUCGGAGCUUGUUGAAUCACCUUACAAUCACAUCUACGGACGCCAUUUACCGCUGCCAACGCGCGGCUACGUGCCCACACCACGCAUGUUCAUCGGGGAAUGGGACUGAGCCGAGCUGGAGUCGAUCUGAGGCGAUCACAACACACCGCACCGCAGCGCACUUGGGGCGGGCUUUUAGCCGGAUUUUAAGCGGCCAAGGCACAAACACCACUUGCAGAGCUAAUUUAAGUCAACCAACCAGCUUGAAAUAUUAUUUACAUUAUAUUAAUUUAGCAAAAUAUUAUGGUAAAAUAAUAUUAGGCUAGGCCUAAGCUUAAGCGAACAGCAAACCGUUCUAAUUAAUUAGGAGGUACGACAACGACGAAGACAGAGAAUAUAUCGCGCUUUCCCUAGCAGUUUCUGAGAUUAUGCACUUGCAUGUUUACCCCGUUGUACCCGAGUUGUAUGAGAGAAAUAGCCAUUACCAUUACGAGUUCAGUUAGCUUUUAAGUUUUUUUGUAAAUUUUUCUUUGCCAGCCCGUUUCCGGUCGAAUCACAAUACAGGACUGUUCGGAUUUUCACUUUCACGGAUUUUGUUUGGUGGUGUGAAAACUCGAACAGUCCUGAUUGGUUUCCAUUUGGUCGGACUGGCUGAAUUUUAUUUUAUAUCAAAAUAUUCUAUAUUGUGUAUUGAGAAAAGUAAUAAA